GCGGUGGCGGAGGGGAGAGCGUGUCCUUCCCGGGAGCGGAGAGCGGCAGGUGUGGGCACAUCUGGCGCCGGGACAACAGCUGGGGCCCGGCGGGCACAUCUGGGGCCGGGAGAGCGCCCGUGGGGCCGGGAGAGCGCGCCUGUGGCAGCACACCUGUGGCCGGACAGCACAUCUGGAGCUGGGACAGCACAUCUGGAGCUGGGACAGCACAUCUGGGCUCAGGAAGAUGCUGGUGGUCCUGGUGCUCGCUCUGUCGCUCGCUCUGGCAGCUGGAAAUGACAUCCUCAACAUCUGCAUGGAUGGGAAACACCACAAGGUGCAGCCGAGCUUCGAGGGGAAGCUCUACAGACAGUGUGAGCCAUGGAGGGAGAAUGCCUGCUGUACAGCCAACACCAGCCUGGAAGCACAUAACGACCAGUCCAACCUCUACAGCUUCAACUGGAAUCACUGCGGCAUCAUGACAGAGAAAUGCAAGAGGCACUUCAUCCAGGACACCUGUCUGUACGAGUGCUCCCCCAACCUCGGCCCUUGGAUUCAGCGGGCUGAAGAGUCUUGGAGGGAGGAGCGGGUCCUCCACAUUCCCAUCUGCAAGACGGACUGUGAUGAGUGGUGGGAGGACUGUCGGCAGGACUUCACUUGCAAAUCCAACUGGCACAAGGGCUGGGACUGGAGCAGUGGCGUCAACCAGUGCCCGGUAAACACCAAGUGCCAGAAGUUUACGGAAGUGUUCCCGACUCCCCGGGACCUCUGUGAGAAAGUGUGGAGCCACUCUUAUGAGUACACCUUGUACGAUCGGGGCAGUGGGAGGUGCAUUGCCAUGUGGUUCGAUGUGGGCACAAAGCCCAACCCGAACAAGGAGGUGUCGCUGUACUACGCCAUCCAGAAGGGGCUGAUUUCGGGCUCGAGCGCUGCCUCCUCCAGCCCCCUCCUCCUGCUCUCGCUCCCCCUCGCCCGCACCUUGUCUUAGCUCCCCGGAGCGGACUGGCGGGGGGAGAGACUGUAGACCAGUUCUCCUCCCGACAACUUACUGUGGCACUCCAGACUUCCAAAGCACACGUGAUUUAACCAGCCUCAAAACUCCAAUCAACUGCUUCAGGCAUUACUGCAUCCAAGCUGACGUUGUGCCCCGUGUAGGAGGUGAUGAAGGAACUGCCACCUUCACCUCCCCGGGAACGUCCCAAGGAGCUUCGCAGCGACCAGAGGGUCUUUCAAGUGCUGUUGCAAUGCAGGAAAUCCAACCGGCAACCAGUACACAGCAAGAUCCCACAAACAAUGAGCUUACAAUGAUGACAUGGGGUUGGUUGGAGCUGAGCUGGGGGGGUUCAAUAUUCUGGAUGCUGGGGAGUAUUCCUGCAUCUUUUCUGCCCCAGGCAGCUGCUGUGGGAGCUUUGGCAUCGACUCCAGAGGGCAGAUGGACCCCGGUGAAAGGUUCCAUCUGAAAGCUGGGACCUCUGAGGAAGAGGCAACCUCCUUGUGGGCACCCCCUCGGUACUGGGCCCUCACGUGCCCCCCCCUCCCUUGGCACCACCCCUCCAGUGGUCUCCUCUCCACCAGAGACACUGAGCACAGAUUGGGUGACCACCUGUGUUCAAUCCACAGGAGUGACCCUCAGCUCCAAUCUCCGUCCCACUCCCACCUCUGCCUGCCUCCCGCACUGUCCCAACGAAACCCAACAUCGUCACGAGGAACACCUUCUGCCUGGGCACCUUGCAGCCCUCGGGACUCGACAAUGAAGUCAACGGUCUCGGAUAACAUUCCCACAGAUGCUGCCUGACCUGCUGAGUUCUUCCCAAUCUCUGCUUUAUUUCGUGGCGUCUUGCACACUAGUCUUCAUCAGUCUGGGACAGGAGUUGGGACGUUACGUUGGAGCUGUACAAGUCAUUGGUGAGGCCACACUUGGAGUACUGUGCACAGUUUUGGUCAUCCUGUUAUAGGAAAGACAUAGUGAAACUGGAAAGAGUUCAGAGAAGAUUUACGAGGAUGUUGCCAGGACUCGAGGGGCUGAGUUAUAGGGAGAGGUCGGCCAGGCUGGGUCUUUAUUCCUUGGAAUGUAGGAGAAUGAGGGGCGACCUUGUAGAGGUGUUUAAAAUUAUGAGAGGCACAGAUAAGGUGGACGGUAACAAGAAGAGGAAAAAGAGUUCAAAGAGGAGCCAGAUAUGAUGACAAUUCAGGCAUAUUUGUAGUUUAUCGGUCCGGAAGAAGAAAAAAAACUAAACUAAAAAUAGCCCCACCCUCCACCCACAAAAGUCUGAAAACUGACCAAUAGACAACCAGAAUGCUACCCACUAAAUUCCUUAACCCCACCUCUUUUGGUGGGAAAUCUCCAAGUUAAAAGGAAUGCAAAACAUCACCGGUAGUCAAGACAUGAAGGUACAAGUACCCAAAACAACGUUUCGAAAUUAUACAGAUAAGUUAAGAUUUCCUUAUUAGUCACAUGUACAUCGAAGCACACAGUGAAAUGCACCUUUUUGUGUAGAGUGUUCUGGGGGCAAGCCAGGCUUGCUGAGAAAAUUCUACACGGUCAAAAAUACUGACAGUCGACAUUUAAAAAAUACAGUCGUACUAUCAUUUCAAAAGAAAAAAAAGCUAUCAGUCACCCGGUCAGAUUCUUAAUUAUUACCAAACUAAACCAUUAAGAAUAUUAAAGUAGAAUAAUAUAAGGGAAAAAAAGAAUUGUUAAAUAGAAACAUGAUAAGUAUCCAUGUUCCAGAACCAAACACAAAAGUGUUAACAAAGGGCAGAAAAAGAUCUCCGGACGUAAAAAAGUUCAAAUCUGUAAGUUAACUAUUACCUUGUAGACCAAAUAAGUAUAAAAAUCAAAGAAUAGCACAUUUCUUAACCAUCUGAAGUCAAAAGUUAAUCUUUGAGAAAUUCUUCAGCUUCAUUCACGGAACUAAACCAUUUGCAUGAUUUGUCAGGGAGUACAAUCCUCAGGCGAGCUGGGAACAACAAUGCAGGUUGAUAGUUCCCUUGAUAAAGCUGCGACAUAGUCAGUUUAUAACGCAGUCUCUCUUCAUAACUUCUGGGCUGUAAUCUUCAACCAGAUGAAACUUCCAAUCUUUAUAUUGGAUCAUUCCUUGACGACGAGUGAUUUGAAUCACAUGUUCUUCAGUACUCACAUAGUGAAAUCUCAGUAUUACUGGCCAUGGUUUUUGCUCUGCCGGGGGUUUUGGUCUUAAUGCUCGGUGAGCACGAUCGAGUACGGGACGUACAGAGAAAACUUCAGAGCCAAAUACAUCCAUCAGAAGUUUGGAAAAGAAUUCAAUAGGAUUACCAGUUUCAGCAUCUUCGGGAAGGCCAAUAAUCCUCAAAUUGUUCCUCUGACUGCGGCUUUCUAAAUUAAUAAUCUUCUGUCUUUACUGUUCCAGUAUUUGGGUGGUCACAGUUAAAUCCUUUUCCAGUGAGCUCAAUCUACGAUCUCUCUCUUUGCCAGCUUCAUCCAGUUCAGCAAUUAAUUGCUGUUGUUUAAUAUUUUCCUGUUUAAGUAUUGUUUGUCUGUCUUCAAUCUCCUCUAACAGUGUUUCCAAAGUAGAAAAUUUCUGAUCAAGUUUUUUAUCCAGGAGUUUAGAAAUAGCUUCCUAAGUAAGUUGAGGGUCUCCAUUACCCUUGCUUUCAGCUGCAGCUUUAGCUCUGGUGUUCAUUUCUGGCAAUUAAAAAUCAAAAUAAAUCUUAGAUAAGUAUUAUAAAAGUCUUAUUAGAGGGUGGUGUUCAAAAAAUUAUAAAGCGACUGGAGCAGUGGCAAGGUGCGGCCUACUCCGUCUGGCACCAACAGAAGAGUAACAGUCUUUUCGCCAGGGUAGGGGAGUCCAAAACUAGGGGGCAUAGUUUAGGGUGAGAGGGUUUGCCGAUGAGACAAAGAUAGGUGGAGGGGUGGGUAGUGUUGAGGAAACAGAGGGACUUGGAUAGACUAGGAGAAUGGGCAAAGAAGUGGCAAAUGAAAUACAGUGUUGGAAAGUGUCUGGUCGUGCACUUUGGUAGAAGAGAUAAAUGGCCAGACGAUCAUUUAAAUGGGGAGAAAAUUCAAAAUUCAGAGAUGCAGAAGAACUUGGGAGUCCUCGUGCAGGAUACCCUAAAAGUUAACCUCCAGGUUGAGUUGGUGGUGAAGAAGGCGAAUACAAUGUUGGCAUUUAUUUCUAGAAGAAUGGAAUAUAAGAGCAGGGAUGUGAUGUUGAGGCUCUAUAAGGCAUUGGUAAGACCUCACUUGGAGUACUGCGUGCAAUUUUGGGCUCCUUAUUUAAGAAAGGAUGUGUUGACGUUGGAGAGGGUUCAGAGAAGAUUCACUAGAAUGAUUCCAGGAAUGAGAGGGUUAACAUAUGAGGAACGUUUGACAGCUCUUGGACUGUACUCCUUGGAGUUCAGAAGAAUGAGGGGGGACCUCACAGAAAUAUUUUGAAUGUUAAAAGGGCUGGACAGAGUAGACGUGGACAGAGUAGAUGUGGCAAUGUUUCCCAUGGUAGGGGAGUCUAGUACAAGAGGGCAUGACUUCAGGAUUGAAGGGCGCCCAUUCAGAACAGAGAUGCGGAGAAAUUUCUUUAGCCAGGGAGUGGUGAAUCUGUGGAAUUUGUUGCCGGGGCGGCUGCGGAGGCAAAGUCAUCGGGUGUAUUUAAGGCAGAGAUUGAUAGGUAUCUGAGUAGCCAGGGCAUCAAAGGUUAUGGUGAGAAGGCGGGGGAGUGGGGCUAAAUGGGAUAAUAGAUCAGCUCAUGAUAGAAUGGCGGAGCAGACUUGAUGGGCCGAAUGGCCGACUUCUGCUCCUUUGUCUUAUGGUCUUAUGGACCUGAGGGGCAACUUUUUCACGCAAGAGGGUGGUGAGUAUAUGGAACGAGCCGCCGUAGGAGGUGGUUGAGGCAGGUACAACAGUGCCAGUUAAGAAUCAGAAUCAGAUUUAUUGUCACUGGCAUGACAUGAAAUGUGUCGUUUUGGGGCAGCAGUGCAGUGCAAAGACUUAAAAAAUCUAUAAAUUACAAAAUCCGCAUUGAAAUCACUUGGAUAGGUACACGGAGGGGCGGGGCUUGGAGGGAUAUGGGCCGAACGCAGGAAAUUGGGACUAGCUGGGUGGGCACCAUGGUCGGCAGGGACUGGUUGGGCUGAAGGGCCUGUAUCUGUGUUGUAUUGCUCUCUGACUCUGUUACCAGCAACUGCCAACCUCACAGUAACAGCGAGGAUUUUUUACUUGCCUCUCCUCUGCUCUCCCUCUGUGAACACUUUCUGCAGACGGACAAGCUGCCAAUAACCAAACACCUUCACCCUCUGUCAUCACAGACUCACCGCAUCAGUCUAGUCCUGAGCUCCACCCCAUGACUGACCUUUUCACUUCUUCCCCCCCUUCACUGCAACUUACAUUUUCCCUGUUCUUACAGAAUCAUUGAACUACAACACAGAACAGUACAGCAUAGGAACAGGCCCUUCGGCCCACUAUGUUGUGCUGACCAUGAAUCCAAAUUAAACUGAUCCCAUCUGUCUGCACGUGAUCCAUAUCCCUCCACUCCCUGCCUGUUCAUGUGUUUGUUUAAGAUAAGAUAUCUUUAUUACAUGUAUAUCGAAACACACAGUGAAAUGCAUCUUUUGUGUAGAGUGUUCUGGGGGCAGCCCGCAAGUGUCGCCACGCUUCCGGCGCCAACAUAGCAUGCCCACAACUUCCUAACCCGUACGGCUUUGGAAUGUGGGAGGAAACCGGAGCACCCGGAGGAAACCCACGCAGACACGGGGAGAACGUACAAACUCCUUACAGACAGCGGCUGGAAUUGAACCUGGGUCGCUGGCGCUGUAAUAGCGUUACACUAACCGCUACACUACUGUGCCUGCCUUGAUACUCGAUACUGAACACGAUACUCCAAAUGUGUCUAACCAAAGUUUUAUACAACGACAAUGAAUGAACCUUCUGAAACGGGCGUGAAAUGUUAACGUGUUUCUCUCUCCACAGACGCUACCCAGCCCACUGGGUGCUUCCACCAUUCUGUUUUUAUUUGAGGGAAACAGUAGUUGCCAUUUUGCUGUCUGUGAGAUCUUGCUGUGUACAAAUUGGCUGCCGUAUUUCUUGCAUUACAACCAUGACUAAAACUU
Molecule: messenger RNA, 6060 nt
Organism: Pristis pectinata (smalltooth sawfish)
Lineage: Eukaryota; Metazoa; Chordata; Chondrichthyes; Rhinopristiformes; Pristidae
Gene: folr
Product: folate receptor
Exons: 5
Coding region: 227-967 (246 amino acids)
Cellular component (GO): external side of plasma membrane
Molecular function (GO): signaling receptor activity
Source: RefSeq, a predicted model, not a curated record